Messenger RNA from Pyricularia pennisetigena, 2850 nucleotides. RefSeq lists its product as uncharacterized. The coding region runs from base 1 to 2850 and encodes 949 amino acids. Lineage: Eukaryota; Fungi; Ascomycota; Sordariomycetes; Magnaporthales; Pyriculariaceae. The transcript has 2 exons. The record is from RefSeq and is a predicted model, not a curated record.
AUGAUGGACUCACAGGUGGUCCCUCCUCUUCCGCGCCAAUCGUCGUCUCGACAAACCGGCUCGCGACGGCACGACACGCACGACUUUCAUCUGCCCUCGAGCUCCCGCGGCACGCGUCACGCUUCCCCAAGUCGCCGUUCCCAGCAACCCCCCUCGAGCGCAUUGGGUGCCGACGUCAUAUCCUCGCUCAUCACCAGUCUCGACGUUGUUUCCAAACCGACCUCUCCCUCGAGUGACCGGCGGCCGCCUUCGACAUCGCCAAUACCCUCUCCGGUUCCGAAGUCCCCCUCUCCCGCCAACGGGUCCUUUGGCGUCGAAUACGGAGCCUACAGUUCACCAAAGCGCGAGGUGGCCGCUGCUGAAGACGUCAGCCUCGAUGACCUGGCGGCCUGCCCGCCCGUGAUCCGCACGGCAAAGCCCCCCUCGGGCUUCUCUCCCCUGACGGCCCCGAAAUCCCCACAAAGAGACCCGAGCGGAGGAGUCAAGUCGCUUCUGGGCGGGUCCCGUAGCGCCUCCCGGCCGUCUUCCCGAGGGUCGCAUACCUCGCGCGAUGCUGACACUCAGAGCAUUGGAAACCUCUCCGUGGAACCAGGGGAGAUUCCUCCUAUUCCUGAUCUCAAGAGGCGAAAGUCAUACACUGGUUCAUUUGACAGCUGGGGAAAGAAGCAGGGUCGGUCGAUGUACAUGAGCAGUCGUGACCGGCUACAGGACAAGGAAGACAAGAAGCGAAACGGUUCCGGCACAGCAGUCGGAGACCGAAGUUUUGGAAGCAAAAGCAAUCCCACCUCGCCUCAUCAAGAUCACUUCCUGGCCCAAAUACCGAUCAACGAAGAGUCUGGCAGCCCGUCCGUGGCGGUAAUUCCUCCUGUGCUUUCCCCCAGUAGCGAACGCACAUCAACGGAUUCGCCUGCCCUGGGAUCACCGCGGCCCAUACCCGACAGAAACUCGAGCCUACGCAAGACAGGUCCUAAACAAAGAUCGUCUGUCCGCCGAUCCGCAACCGCGAAUCGCGAUAGCCACACAACAAAGGCAAUUCCCGAGGUCGAGGAACGUAGUCACAGCCUUGCAAGAGCACGUUCAACGUCAAGGACAGGACGCAGAGCCCAGGAUACCGCAACGCCAACCCAGGCCGAAUCGGAUACUGACGUCUACCUACUCUACUCGAAAAUGGCUGCACUUCCGGAGCGCCCGCGAGCUCGCUCCAGGUCAAGGUCGGUUUCUCGCCCGCCGGAUGAUCGUCCACGACUUCACAGUCGCACUCUCUCAUACGACAUUGAUAUUGAGGAGGGUGCCCCAUCGCCUGCCAUUGCACAACGGCGCCGUAGAGAACGAAGUUUGAGUGUGGAUAAGAGAGGGUCCCGGCGCGAGUCGACAGAAAAUGGCCGCGCGAAGCGCUCAAGCAGCCGGCUGCGACGUUUGUCGAAGCAUGAGGGAGCGCCUUCGCCAACGGCUGAUGCGAAUCAUAUUGGAUAUGAACGCCCACCCAGUGCAGAUAGUAUCGAUGAUGCGGUGGAGUCGUAUCUGUGUUCGCCGAGGUUGUCACAAAAGAUCAAGCACCCACAGACUGGGCGUGUCAUCUCUUUCUCUGAGGUUGGCGACAGUGAGGGCAGCGCCGUCUUUUGCUGUGUGGGAAUGGGCCUCACUAGAUAUAUCACGGCUUUCUACGACGAGCUCGCCUUGACACUCAAGUUGAGACUUAUCACCCCUGACCGGCCCGGCGUCGGCGAUAGUGAACCGUACCAAGACGGCACCGCUACGCCUCUGAGUUGGCCAGAUGAUGUAUAUGCAAUAUGCCAAGCGCUCAAGAUCACCAAGUUCUCCAUCUUGGCGCACUCGGCAGGCGCCAUAUAUGCGCUCGCCACAGCGCUGCGAAUGCCCCAGCACAUCAGGGGUCGGAUCCAUCUCCUGGCCCCCUGGAUCCCGCCGUCGCAGAUGUCGGUCUUUGGUGCAUCGGCACAGACGCCCCUACCGCCGAGCAACGCGAUUCCGACGUCUCAGCGCAUCCUCAGGGCGUUGCCCACGCCAUUCCUCAAGGCGGCCAACAGCUCGUUCAUGACGGCCACGAGCAGCAGUAUUACUUCCAGCCUCCCAAAGACACCACGAAAAAAGCGUAAGAAUGGGCAAAACGUCGCCAAGGACAGGGAAAAGGAGGCCGCUGCGAGAUCGCAGGCUCAGCAGCAUCAAAAUGGCAGCCCGCUUCCACCGCCUGGCGUCUCGGACAGCAACAAAGAGAACCAAUUGCAAGAUGACGAUGGCGAAAGGAUUCCCGGUCUUGUGCGGGGUGACAUUCCGGCUACUGGGGACAUGGACUUCUUCAGGCCUUCGCCGAUGGCGGGUUCAGCUGAGGGAGGGGUACAUAAAAAGGUUUCCUCUAUGGCAUCGCAGCGCAAUGCGGCAGCCAGGGAAGCAGCGGUACUAGCGGCAGCCGCCUCUGCCAUUGCGGACAAGGAGAGGCAGGCGACGUACGACACGCGGUUGACACAUGCGAUCUGGGAGCUAGCCACGACCGGGGCCAACCCCGCGGUGGAUCUGCUCGUUUGUCUCGAGAGGAGGAACACGAUCGGGUUUCGAUACGUCGACAUUACUCGGCCAGUGAUCAUACACCACGGGACAAGGGAUACACGCGUACCGGUCGACAACGUCCUGUGGCUGGGUAAGACGAUGCGCAGGUGUGAGGUCCGGGUGCUCGAGGGAGAGGGUCACGGGCUCAUGGCGAGCGCGUCCGUCAUGGGCGGCGUGCUGAUGGAGAUAUCGAAAGAGUGGGAGGACUGGACCCGCAUCACGGGUAUUGCUGCCAGGAGGACGGCGGCCGAGAGAGAAAAGACCAUGGAGGUUGGAGUGGCGCGGUAA